Molecule: messenger RNA, 2448 nt
Organism: Conger conger (European conger)
Lineage: Eukaryota; Metazoa; Chordata; Actinopteri; Anguilliformes; Congridae
Gene: usp18
Product: ubiquitin specific peptidase 18
Exons: 11
Coding region: 919-1929 (336 amino acids)
Biological process (GO): protein deubiquitination
Cellular component (GO): cytosol; nucleus
Molecular function (GO): cysteine-type deubiquitinase activity; cysteine-type endopeptidase activity
Source: RefSeq, a predicted model, not a curated record
AUUCUAAACAGUUACAUUGUUUGUUUUUUAUUAGUAUUAUUAUUCGAUUUUAAAAGAUGCAACCGAAUAUUUCUAAAUGUAAAAACAUUUUAAAAUAAAACUUGGGGAUCCCUGGGUCAAAACCAGUUGAAAACCUCUGAUCUACAGGCUAUAUUAGCAAUGCCUCUGAAAUUAGUCUACCCAAAGAAUAUAUUUGUGGUCAGAAUAACUCACAAAGCCUGACUACAAGAGUUCUCGUCGAGUUGUGCUUAGGAAUUGUCAAUUUUUUACCAUUAUAGUAGUAAAAUAAUGUUUGUUUUUUUUCCAUUACGAACGUUAAACGAAACAUAAUUACAGCGUAUCACCCUGCUGUAAAAUCCGGCUAUGACCAUCUUGAAAUACCAGCCACUGACCUGGUCAACCCAUGUUGAGUAAUGGAGCUGGUCUAACUGGUCAACCAGCUACCAGUUGUUUCAAAAACCUAGCUUUUUAAAAUUAUAUAACAGGGCAGUGCAUUAGUAUUUUCGCCACGAUGAAAUCUCUGACUCUUUUUAUUGAGUAUAAAAUGCUGCUGUGUGAGUAAUACAAAUGAGCACAAUACAUUUGAGGAUUUUUUGGUAUUUUAUCUCUUGCGAUAAAUUGACCCGUGACAGAAAUUGCUACCAACCGUGGCAGACACCCUUAAGUUUCGUUUCAUCUCGGGUUCCAUCGAUUCGGAAAGUGAAAGUCAACUGUAUGCGGGUCUGCUGCAGUGGCUUAUUUCUAGGCAAUUUUAAGGGAACGAGUGAAAAGAUGGCCGCGUCUUAAUACGUUUUUAGAAGGAAAAAAAGAAAUAUUACCGAAAGAAGGAAUACCGAAGGAAUUCUUCAGUCGUAUUCAGGGGAACCUGCUUGGCUGUGGUUGCAUUGAAAUUUGUAGUUACUCGUCAUUCGCUGACUAAUGGCCUACCGGUUGUACCGUUGCUAUUCACAUAUCAGCAGCUUUCAAGGUCUGAGGGGUCUUCCAAACUAUGGUCUGUCCUGCUGUGUCAAUGCACUGCUGCAGUCUUUUUCUGCCACACGGGAACUGUUGCCACUCCUAAAUGGAUGGACCAAUGACUCUGGGGCUACAGAGAAAGCAAAGAAUGUACCAGAGCAUUUGCAGAAAACAUUGCAAGCCAUGCAGGGUGACAGGUUCCUGACAGACCCCCACAAAAGUUUCUUGUGCUGCCUGGACCGCAACCGCAUCCCCAUGUCUGUCCAGCAUGAUGCAGAUGAGGUCUUCCUCACCAUUAUGAACCUUAUACAGGAGCAGAUGAGUGACACAGAGCUGGCUCAGCAGAUCAAGCAUCUUUACAUGGUAAAAGUUGAGGAGUAUCUCCAGUGCAAUGACUGCACAUAUAUUCAGUCUGGAGAGACAUACUUGCUCAGUCUCCCCCUGCCCUUGCUACGUGGUAGCAACACCCUGGAAGAUUGUUUCAGGGAUUUCUUUGAGCUACAGAAGCUGGACAAUGGCAACAAGUGUUUUUGUGAGAGGUGUGGAGAGAAGACUCCAUCUGAACAGGGCUUCAAACUCAUCUACCUACCUGCAGUGGUGUGUGUACACCUGAAGAGGUUCCGUUAUGACAAUGGUUACACCAAAAAGCUGUACUCCAAAGUUAGCUUUCCUCCAGCUCUUGACUUCAAAAAAAUACUGAAACAAGAGCAGGUCUCAAAAUCUUCUGAACAGAGUGAGUGGCAGUAUAAGCUGUAUGCUGUUAUAGUGCAUUGUGGAACUGCCAUGUUUGGACACUACACAGCCUACAUCAAACAUGAAGGGGACAUCUGGUACUAUGCAAAUGACAGUCAUGUGUCCGAGACAACAUGGGCACGUGUAGAACAUACAUUUGGAGGCAGUAUGGGAAAUGACACUGCAUACAUGCUGCUGUACAGAAGAACAGAGGGGGAGAGAGAACCUGAGUGCUCUGGUUGAUGGAAGCAGAAUAUCAGGGAAAUAAAUUCUAGGACGGGAGUCUCUCCGCUCAGCAAAAAAAGACAAUCAUCUUUACCUACCAAAACAUUUUUGGUACAGAUGACUACAGUUGUCAAGAGAGUUUUUGAGUAAAUAGCUUUCAUAGGAAAACAAUCAAUGGAAUGGGAUGAUGGGAUGAUAAACAAAAGCACACAUUUGUUUACAUUUGGAUUGGGAGUGUGCUGUUUUUGGUCUGUGUGGGUGUAAUGUAAUUACUUGUACGAAUUGCAAAUAUGUUGCACAUGAUGUUUGUUAUUAAAAUGAAAUCUGAAUAUAAUAAAGUGUAAAUUUGAUUGAACAAGUAAGGAUGUUUGCAACAAAUUAGAGACAAGGUGCAUCGUUGACUCUGGUUCAAAGAGGACCACAAUGGAAAGUAUUUUCACUAUCGUGUUUUAUCCUUUUAAUGUAUUAACUUUAUGCUUUAUGUAUACGCAUAUUGUACAUUGAUUCUUACCAAAUAAAUUCAACCAAUCUAUCAUG